UAACCUAACCUAAUCUGAACUCACAAUCAGAAAAUAUACAAAAUAACAGAUACGCCGGGAAUGCUGACCGUCAAUCAAGAGCAAGUGCCUGACUCCUAGCAUCAUGUGUUUGUCACUGUAUACAUAGGUUAUGAUUGCCCAUGAACAACCUACAGACUUUAAAAUUCGUAUUCUUCUCAAUGACAUGUCUAGCUGCAAUAGCCGUUAUUGCAGUUUUGAUGUCUCAGGAAAAUCAUGUGACCAAGGGGAUAAAUCACCUUUCUAUUUUCACUGAUAAAGCGACCAUUUGCUAUGAAGACCAACCACUUCGUGAUGACAAAGGGAAUACCUCGGGGAAUACCAACAUACCGAUCAUAUACUUUGUCACGCCAACAUAUCCUAGGCGAGAACAAAUUCCAGAGCUAACUAGAUUGGCGCAAACUCUGAUGCAUGUUAAUGACCUUCGUUGGAUAGUAGCUGAUGACAAUACAAAGUGCAAUCCGCCGCUUGUUAAACUGCUCAAGAAAUUUGGUAUCCCACUAACUGUCAUAGCUAGUCCGAUGGCCAAGAGGUUCUGGAGCAAUGAUAAAAUGAAAAUGCCAAGGGGAGUCGCCAAUCGACGAGCUGCUCUAGCUUGGAUUCGAAAUAAUGUAAAAAGAGGAGUCUUGUACUUUGGCGACGACGACAAUACUUUCGAUUUAGAGCUUUUUGAUCAAAUACGAUACACUAAAAAAGUUUCCAUGCUGCCAGUCGGCUUGAUUGGAGAAUUCGGAGUGAGUUCACCAGUCGUUGAGCAGGGCAAAGUGAUUGGCUUCUUCGACUCGUGGGUGGCUGAUCGAGAAUUCCCAAUCGAUAUGGCCGGAUUCGCAGUGUCCGUAGAGUUCUUGAACAAAUCACCCGAAGCCACCAUGCCGUACAAAGUGGGUUACGAAGAGGACAUGUUUCUCAAAAGCUUGGGACUCCACGUUGAGGACAUAGAACCAGUUGCUGAAAAUUGCACAAAGAUUCUAGUUUGGCACACGCAAACGACCCAAAAACCUGUAGCUACCUUGCGACUAACGUAUGAGCAAUCGGGCACAUCACUAGAUAAACUACUUAAAGAAUUAUAUACGUAUGGAGUAGCAUCUCGUAAUUAUGAAAAAGGAGUCAAGACUUUCUACACAAGUGGAAGAAUUCGAACUGAAGUCUGAAAAAAACGAACAAAGUUCUUACUUGCAAGAUAUCUGAUUGGUGUUCCUACUAUAAUUAAUCUGACACAAUGUAGAUCUGUUUAUAAAGGUAAAAUAUUUGGCCUUACCAACACGCAAGUUUGAUUUGCCAUACCUAGUAAUAAAUACCAUUGUAGAUAAUGUAGAUCAAAGUUACCUACAGGGCACCGGCAGUAA
Diprion similis is the source of this 1364-nucleotide messenger RNA. RefSeq names its product galactosylgalactosylxylosylprotein 3-beta-glucuronosyltransferase S. Gene Ontology annotation, cellular component: Golgi membrane. Gene Ontology annotation, biological process: chondroitin sulfate proteoglycan biosynthetic process; carbohydrate metabolic process. Bases 141 to 1169 code for a protein of 342 amino acids. The record is from RefSeq and is a predicted model, not a curated record. Lineage: Eukaryota; Metazoa; Arthropoda; Insecta; Hymenoptera; Diprionidae. The transcript is spliced from 6 exons. Gene Ontology annotation, molecular function: galactosylgalactosylxylosylprotein 3-beta-glucuronosyltransferase activity.